AUGCCUUUUGAUCCUCGCACAAAGUCGCGCAACACAACGACCCUUCCUGCAGCUCUCCGCGAUGAGCUCGGCCUGCCAGCUCCCUCUGCACGCAAGCGUCACGACCGCGCCAACCGGUUCAAUCCACGUAAUGGUCCCGGAAAGCCUCAACUCAGAGCGAUAGGUACACCACAGAGUGCACUUCAUGGUGCACCAAAGGGUGCCACGAGGGGCCCGAUUAAGUCUCUGCGCAAUCAAGAGAAGGAGCAGCAGCAGCAGCAGCAGCAACAACAUUCACAUCAAGGUUCUGCUCCUCAACCAAACAAGCAUCGUCAUUCCAACACGAGAGACGGUGCUUCCUCACACUUCUCUCCAUCAAGUCAGCUGCAAACCUCUCCUACAAAGCCUCAACAGAAGAGAAAGUCAGAGAAACAGCCGGAAGAAAUGCUGAAAGCGAUCAAGAGAACCAAAAACUCUCGAAAACAGCCCGUUGAACAAGCCGAACCCAUCGAACAAAAGACACGACUCAACCCCUUCACCGGCGAGAUUGAGGUGGUUAAGCCAGCAAAGAGAAAGAGCUCAUCUGAAAAGCCAACUGCUCUCGAAAAGAUGCUCAGACGCGCAGAGGAAGGUCCAUCGUUCUCGUCAAAGGGCAAAGCAAACACAACAGAUGCUCUUGCUGGAGGCAAGAAGAAGAGCAGACGACAAAUGAGUCAGCAGGAGAAGGAAGAGGAGGAUGAGAUCCGUUGGCUCGAAUACAGCCUUGGAAAGAGCAGGGAGGGCAAGGACGUGGUAAGAGAUGAUUUGGAUGAUUUCUUGGAUGACUUGGAUCGCUUCCAGGUUGGCAUGUAUGAUGAAAGCAAUAGUGAGGAUGAAGAGGAUACCGAUGAGGGGAGCAGCGAUGACUCUGGACUGCAAGAGGCGACUGCUAGCCAGGAUGAAGAGGAAGAUAGUAGUGCGAGCGAGGAGAGUGAGAGUGACGCAGAAGAUGCGAGCGAAGACGGACAAGAUCAGGAGUCUAGUUCGAACGAAGUUGAAGGAAUGUAUGAUUUCGAUUCCAACGACGAGGACGACUUCAGCAACUGGGAUGCUGCGAUGGCGACCACGGACGAGGAGGGUGACCAGGACGAUGACCAAGUAGAGGAAGAUGCCAGUAGCGGAAACGAGAACACUGAAAGUGGUGACGGUGAUUCAGACGAUUCAGAGGCUGAAGAGGCACGCGCCCUCAUCUCUGGCGAUGCACCGGCAUCCGUAGGCUCAUCAAAGCCUAUCACUGCCUUGACCACCACUGCUGUUGCCACCACCACAACAACGAAAUACAUCCCACCAGCUUUACGCGCCAAGCUCGCUGCUGAAUCCUCCUCCGCUGCUUCCCCCUCGAAACCCUCCUCGGGACCUGGCGUUACAGACGUUGAAAUGGACCCUAUCACCACCCAAAAGCUGCGACGUCAAGUUCAAGGCCUACUCAACCGUCUCGGUGACGCCAACAUCGAUACAAUCCUCACCGAGUACGAAACAAUCUACCGAACCCACCCGCGCGCGCACGUCACUUCGACCGUCACCCAGCUUAUUCUCGACACGAUCACCUCUCGCUCCAACCUCGUCGACACGUUUGUCAUCUUGCAUGCUGCGCUCGUCGCUGCGCUGCACAAAGUGGUUGGGGUAGAGUUUGCUGCUUUCUUCAUCACGCGUCUCGUCGAGGAGCUCACCAAGCACUACAACGCGCUGAACGAGGAUGGCGAUGCAGGAAAGCAACAGGAUGCGGAAGAGGACGUCAAGGGGAAAGAAUGCCUCAACCUGACAGUCUUGGCUUGCGAAUUGUACAACUUGCACGUAGUGGCGUGCCCGCUCAUCUACGACCUCAUUCGCAUGUUUCUCGGUCAACAGCCCGGUACCGCACCCGACGAUGAUGCAACGCGCGCAGCAAAGGAUCGACGAGGUGUAACGGAGGUGGACAUAGAACUGUUGCUGAAAACCAUCCGUUCUUGCGGAUUUCAGCUUCGAUCUGACGACCCCAGCUCUUUGAAAUCGAUCAUUUCGCUCACUCAAUCGCGCGUUGCGUCGACCACCGCGUCGACCCGUACCAAGUUCAUGCUGGAGCGUAUGACGGAUUUGCAGAAAAAGACGUCCAGCAAAUCGGGGGCGAAUGACGCGUCGAAUCCCAACAGUGCAACCGGCCAACUUUUGACACGAAUGAAAAAGUUCCUGGGUGGGAUGGGGAAGAAGCGCACAGUGCGGUCGUACGAAGCUCUGCGGAUCGGGUUGAAGGAUCUCGAGGACGCGGAUAAGAAAGGAAAGUGGUGGCUGGUGGGUGCUGCAUGGACGGGUCAAGUGGAUCAGUCAGAUGCAGCGGGGCUGACCAAGUUGCUACCGAUGAAUGCGCGCGCAUCCGCGAUCCAAUCCUCUUCCGAGGCGACGUGUUCGACUCAGCAAGACACGCAGCAAGCACAGUUGUUGGAAUUAGCCCGAUCGCAAGGGAUGAACACCGACGCGCGCCGCACCGUCUUCAUCACGCUCCUCACCGCCGAAGACUACCGCCAAGCUGCCGAGAACGUGUUGAUGCUCAAGCUGAACGACGUGCAACGACGCGAAGUUAUCCGCGUGCUCGUGCACUGUGUAGGGUCUGAAUCCACCUACAACCCGUACUAUACGCUGAUCGGCCAGGAGAUCUGUCGCAACCAACACAGCAUGCGCAUUACAUUGCAAUACUGCCUCUGGGAUUUCCUACGCGACAUCGGUCAAACCCAGGUGGGAGGCGAGAAGUUUGCGGCGGCCUUGUUCGACACCACCGCCACCGCCACCGCCGAGGACGAGCAGAACAAGGUCGAUCCUCGUCGAAUCGGCAACCUGGCGCAAGCAUAUGCAUGGUGGAUCUCGAAAGACUGCCUGUCGCUCCAAGCGUUGAAACCGGUCGAUUUCACACUCCUCCAACCGCGCCCCGCCCAAUUCCUCGGUCUGCUGCUCAUCCACCUCGUCCUUUCGGUCCAGUCCAAAUCCGCUGCCAAGACGCUCCACCUUGCCACCGUGACAGCCGAGCUCAAGCAGGAUAAGCUCGCCAAGUUGGUCCAGGGUAAUCUGGUUGGUGGCAGUGUGGAUUUGUGUCGAGGAUUGCUGUUGUUUUUGAACACAAAGUUGGAUGCUAGGGCACAGAGCAAGCUGAUCUUGGGCGAGGAAAGGGGGCUCAAGCAUAAGAUGGCGCCAUUGCUCGAGGUAGUGAAGGAAGGCUUGCAGGUGGUCAGGAGGACGGUGCAGAUGAUUGUUCAGCAAAUGGACGGACUCGCAGACGGUGCCGAGGACGAGAUGGAUAUGGACAGCGACGGCGACGGCGACGAUGACUACUGA
Molecule: messenger RNA, 3321 nt
Organism: Mycosarcoma maydis (corn smut)
Lineage: Eukaryota; Fungi; Basidiomycota; Ustilaginomycetes; Ustilaginales
Exons: 1
Coding region: 1-3321 (1106 amino acids)
Biological process (GO): ribosomal small subunit biogenesis
Cellular component (GO): nucleolus
Molecular function (GO): protein binding; RNA binding
Source: RefSeq, a predicted model, not a curated record